AUGAGACUGCAAAACCUUCUUUAUUUGGCAUAUGCCUUUACCGUGGCUGCGACUUCCAUUCCGGUGCUUGAGACUCGAAAGACCAAAUCACCUUCCAAGCCCAAGCCAUGCGCCGGCAACAGUGCUCAUAAGAGAACCAAGUGGUGUGACUACGACAUCAACACCGACUAUACAAAGAUUGUGCCACACACGGGUGUCACCCGCGAAUACUGGCUCUCGAUCGACGAGAUUACAGUUGCCCCAGAUGGCAUCUCACGCUUUGCAAUGGCAAUCAACGGGACUAUCCCGGGACCUACCAUCUAUGCAAACUGGGGCGACGAAGUCGUCAUCCAUGUGACCAAUCACCUUAAUGAAUCGAAAAAUGGAACAAGCAUUCACUGGCAUGGAAUUCGUCAGAACUACACCAACCAAAACGAUGGUGUUGUUUCAAUUACUCAAUGUCCCACUGCGCCAGGAUCAACAAUCACAUACAAGUGGCGUGCUGCCCAGUAUGGAUCCUCCUGGUACCACUCUCACAUUGGCCUUCAGGCCUGGAUGGGUGUUUUUGGAGGUGUCAUCAUCAAUGGCCCUGCCAGUCAGAACUACGAUGUUGACAAGGGUAUGCUAUUUUUGAAUGAUUGGUCUCAUCAGACUGCCGACGAGCUGUACACACAUGCUCAAACCGUGGGACCACCCACGCUGGACACGGGUCUGAUCAACGGAACAAACAUGUACAAUACUUCUGGAAAAUAUUUCACAAUGCGUGCCAACAAGGGCGAGUCUUAUCGUCUUCGGAUCGUCAAUGCUGCUAUUGAUACGCACUGGAAGUUCAUGAUUGACAAUCACAAGCUCACGGUCAUUGGCAUGGACCUUGUUCCGGUCAAGCCGUAUACGACGGAUUAUAUCAACAUCGGAAUGGGUCAACGAUACGAUAUAAUCGUCACCGCAAACCAGCCAAAGGCAAGAAACCACUGGAUCCGCGCCAUUCCCCAAACAGACUGCUCAGAAAACCACAACGUCGACAACAUCAGGGGUAUCCUGCAUUAUCACGGCAAGGUCGGCACGCCCUUGACAAACCCAUGGAACUUCACCGAUAUUUGUGUCGACGAAGACUUAAGCAAGCUCGUCCCCGUCGUUCCCAAAUCUGUCUCAGCCGCAGAUUGGCAAGACAUGACGGACGUCACGGUCGCCAAGAACACGAAAAAUCUUUUCCGGUGGUAUCUGAAUAGCACGACGAUGGAGGUUCUGUGGGAGGAUCCCACUUUGUUACAGAUUUAUGAUAAUCAGACUGAGUGGCCCAACUCCAGUGGUGUUAUUGAACUGCCAAAUGCCAAUGAGUGGGUCUACUUGUUGAUCAAUACUUCGAUGCCGGUGGCUCAUCCGAUCCAUUUGCAUGGUCAUGAUUUCUUCAUUCUCGCGCAGGGAGAAGGCGCUUGGGAUGGUACGACCAUCACAUCAAACCCGCCUCGUCGGGAUACAGCCUUGCUUCAAAGUUCCGGCCAUCUGCUCAUUGCUUUUGAGACGGAUAACCCUGGGGCGUGGUUGAUGCACUGCCAUAUCGGAUGGCAUACGUCUGAAGGAUUUGCAUUGCAGUUUAUCGAGCGAUAUGAGGAGGCUCGACAGCUCAUUGAUUUGAAGUACGUGAAUGAUAAUUGUGCGUCGUGGAUAACAUAUGACGAGGGGAACGGUAUUGAGCAAGAGGAUUCAGGGGUUUGA
This is a messenger RNA of Penicillium argentinense, 1695 nucleotides long. RefSeq lists its product as uncharacterized. The coding region runs from base 1 to 1695 and encodes 564 amino acids. The record is from RefSeq and is a predicted model, not a curated record. NCBI's taxonomy places the organism in Eukaryota, Fungi, Ascomycota, Eurotiomycetes, Eurotiales, Aspergillaceae. The transcript is spliced from 2 exons. Gene Ontology annotation, molecular function: copper ion binding; oxidoreductase activity.